Molecule: messenger RNA, 789 nt
Organism: Drepanopeziza brunnea f. sp. 'multigermtubi' MB_m1
Lineage: Eukaryota; Fungi; Ascomycota; Leotiomycetes; Helotiales; Drepanopezizaceae
Source: RefSeq, a predicted model, not a curated record
AUGUUUUCCGAAUCCGAAUACUCGGGGUCUAGCGAGAGCGCACAUAGCCUCGACUCGAAAGCGACCCUCGCCGACCUCCCCCAGCUCUGCGACGACAUGGACUGCUCCUACCCCAUCGGCCCCGCCUGCGCCAAAUGCUGCAUCGACAUCGAAGGCCGACGCAAGCCCGGCCCCAGGAACAAGACCGGCAUCUGGGCCCGGGAGGUCGGCGUCAACGCCCAGAUCUCGAUCUACGCCCAGAUCGCGGCCAAGCAGGCCCAUCCCGUGUUCGUCGGCGGAGCCUCUUACGCAUCCACGCAGUCCUCCGGCACCGCGUCCGAGGAGGAGGACUCGUGGGAAGACCAGUCGGCGAGCGACGGGCGCCUGGGCAUCGAUCCGCUCCUGCUCCUGUGCGCGAGCUGCCGCCCGGGCGUCUGCCGCUUCUCGAGCUCCCGCGUGAGCCGUGUCCCGCGGCCGCUGAAGACCGGCGACCGGGUCGACCGCUGGCUGGACGCGAUCUUCGCCCAGGACCUCGCCGCCAAGGGCCGGGACGAGCACUUCGUCGGCGGAGCUGAGGACCAGGACGCCGACCUCAGCGACCCCCCCUUUGGGCACUGCGAGCGGUGCCGUUUCCGCGCCGUGGACGGCAUGGAGGCCCUGCAUGAGCUUCAGUGUGCUUACGCGUCCCGGGAACAGGCCCUUGCGGAGGCCAGCAUCGCGAGAGCCGCCGACGAGGACCGGACGUGGAAGCGACGCAUGGCGACGUUCGGGGGAGACUGGGCCGUUGGAUGUCUGAAGGUAGAGAAUUGA